CUUGUCUCACUGAACAUCUUGACUCGAAGAUGAACACGUGGUGUACGUUCGUGCUGUUGCUACCCCUGCUGCGGGCGUCGCUAACUCAUGAAGUCACGGUUCAGCUUGAUGAACUCGCGACUGCUGUUGGUGUUGAGAAGUGUCGUCUACGUCCACGCGGACACGCGUCAAACCAAGAGACGGUUGUCCUCUACGACGACGAGAAAUUGAUAUAUAAUUUCUGUUUGAAGAAAAGGAAAUCGUUUUCGCUAGAAAAAUUGCGGUACUCCAAUGACGGCCUGUCGGAUCUCCUGACCUUCCAUCUUGAUUACCAGGAGGUCGGAAGCUGGGUAACGCGAGAAAAACGUGGUGAUGGUGUAUUAUGGAACACUAUACUGGAAGUCGAAAAUUUCGGUGAAAAUGUAAGUGUCGAAGCGGGCAAUCAUCAGUUGACGGUCAAGGUGGAGGACGGUGACCAGUAUGGGGUAGAGCUGGACUCACUGACCUUCAGCCUGGACACAACAGAUGCUGACGACGAUAGCCAAUGCAGGAUCCCCGGAUCACAAGCCAUUACGCCUCUCUUCGGAGGAUGCGACCCAGACCAAACCGCAUGUGGCUUACCCCCUCCCUUACCAAACGCGGACGUUUCGUUCAAGGGGAGGUACGUCGGUGCAACGGCAACGUACACCUGUCGCCCGGGAUUCCUCUUCUGUGGGAGAAGCACCAAACACCGGUGUUCCAGCGUGGGAGAGUGGGAGGGGCUCUAUGGCUCGUGCUAUAGGGCGAGUUGGCCACACCCAAAGCCGGGAGUGGAGUUUGAUGUGUCACUUCCCUGGGGUAUUACUGACCAGUACUCGCUCGAGAUUAUAGCCACGCUAACGGUCCGCCAAAGAUUCACGGUUUCUCUCAUCUCCAACGACAUUCGGCUGUUCUACUUGGAAGUCCGUUUCGAGAGCACUUCAUCCAUCCACGCGAACGUGUACCUGUCAUCAGGUUUAUCAAACAUACAACCCUUUACGCUGGGGAAGCAGUUCCGGCUGGUGGUAGUACGACAAGAGCAUACCUUUCAAGUGAUUGUUGACGGAGAAUACAUCGGGGAACAGUGCAACACCUACCCGUCCUUCCACACAGACCGGUUGGUCAUCAGCAGAGAAGUCACAAUCGAGCAAGUGACCUACAUCAGUCAAGAAUUCAAGUGACCCUGAUCAAAGAUGGCUGCCUGUAUUGCGGAGAUACGAUCGUUUAAGUUGUUGAAAUAAAGACUCCUAACGUUAUGAAAGCAAA
Messenger RNA from Haliotis rufescens (red abalone), 1263 nucleotides. RefSeq lists its product as uncharacterized. The record is from RefSeq and is a predicted model, not a curated record. The transcript is spliced from 5 exons. Lineage: Eukaryota; Metazoa; Mollusca; Gastropoda; Lepetellida; Haliotidae. The coding region runs from base 30 to 1178 and encodes 382 amino acids. Gene Ontology annotation, molecular function: carbohydrate binding.